UCAACGUUUGCUAAAGCUGAAAGCUCAAAGCAAAUAAACCACCAUGAGGCUGUCCGUGUCUGUCCUGCUGGUCACUCUGGCCCUGUGCUGCUAUGAUGUCAAGGCAACUGUCUGCCCAUCCCUUGCUGUUGAUCAUACAGCAAUGUAUUUCACUCCUGACGAGUUCUAUAAGAUAACCCUUUCGAAAUAUAAAGCACCUGCAGAAGCUGUUUGGGCCAUGAUGCAAGUGAAGCAAUGUACAGAUGAGAUCUCCAUUGUGGACAGAUUUCGAAUCGCAAAUGCAUUGAGUAAUGUACUGCUAAAGUGUACUUCCCAGGAUUUAUGAAAACUUCUGCCAUAGUACCUCUGUCUUUCAACCGUCACCUGCUCUUUCCUGGAAAAUGUAAAGGUUUCAAC
Molecule: messenger RNA, 396 nt
Organism: Equus quagga
Lineage: Eukaryota; Metazoa; Chordata; Mammalia; Perissodactyla; Equidae
Product: secretoglobin family 1D member-like
Exons: 3
Coding region: 44-325 (93 amino acids)
Source: RefSeq, a predicted model, not a curated record